AUGGAUUUGCCGGGUGCCUCUGCUGCGCGUCGGAAAAUGGACCGGAUUGCGUCAUUCAAUGUCCAGCCCGGAGUCCGAUCCUGUUCGGCCAAGAUCUCAACUUCAGCUUGGUCGAGAUUAAGUGUGCUCAGGAUCGCCUGGAAAUUAUCGGUGUCUGCAGCGGCAUUCGUGUUGUCUCGCUCCCACCGAAUGAAUACUCAGCGCGAAAGAGAAGUUGUAAGCUCGGCUGCGAUUGUUCACAGCGCGCGAGCUAUUGCGUCGUUCAGUUGGUCUGCGCUGAUGGCUUCCAUGGUGGGUUGA
Molecule: messenger RNA, 300 nt
Organism: Penicillium verhagenii
Lineage: Eukaryota; Fungi; Ascomycota; Eurotiomycetes; Eurotiales; Aspergillaceae
Exons: 1
Coding region: 1-300 (99 amino acids)
Source: RefSeq, a predicted model, not a curated record